Erythranthe guttata (spotted monkey flower) is the source of this 695-nucleotide messenger RNA. Its product is annotated as protein EARLY FLOWERING 4. NCBI's taxonomy places the organism in Eukaryota, Viridiplantae, Streptophyta, Magnoliopsida, Lamiales, Phrymaceae. Gene Ontology annotation, biological process: positive regulation of circadian rhythm; entrainment of circadian clock. Gene Ontology annotation, cellular component: nucleus. The record is from RefSeq and is a predicted model, not a curated record.
UUUAAAAUUUUUAAUUUUUAAUUUUCAAUAAAUGCAACCGCCAUCGGCCAAGGUGAUGUUCACCGCCUAUUUGAACGGAUCUUGUACAGUUUCCUAAUUAACCUUCCCCUUCGUCUCACAGUAGACAAUGGAAUCCUCCUCUCAGAUCUCCGAUGGCACCGCCGUAAAUCCCAGCGAAAUCCACGGCGGAGAAGAAGAAGAAGAAGAAGAAGAAACAGAGUCGAUCUGCGACUCGGAGGCGUGGGAAAUCCUGAGCAAGAGCUUUGCGGAGGUCCAAUCGCUGCUUGAUCGGAACCGCCGCCUGAUCCGGCAGGUCAACGACAACCACCGCUCCAAAAUCCCCCAUAAUUUGGCCGUCAACGUCAAAUUGAUCCGCGAGAUUAACUCCAAUAUCUCCAAACUCGCCGCCCUUUACUCCAACCUCUCCGCCAAUUUCUCCACCGUCGUUCGCCGGCGGCUCUCUGCCGGAAAAUGAACAUCGAGUAAUUAAUUUCCUCCACUCUACUCUGUCUUCAAAAUAAAUUAGAUUUCAGCCAUUUGAUUUUUCUAAAUAAAAAAAUAAUUGAGUUUUGUUGUGUUAGUUGGUUGAUUUGUUAGCUAGUGAGUCCAUUUAUGUAAAUUUACUGCAUGAAUUUUGAAUAUCGUCGUGUAGUUUAGCUCUACGUGUGCUUAGUGAAUGUUUAUUUAAUUUCGAA